This is a messenger RNA of Acipenser ruthenus (sterlet), 2647 nucleotides long. RefSeq names its product F-box only protein 22-like. The coding region runs from base 137 to 1270 and encodes 377 amino acids. Gene Ontology annotation, biological process: positive regulation of proteasomal ubiquitin-dependent protein catabolic process; protein polyubiquitination; regulation of DNA-templated transcription. The record is from RefSeq and is a predicted model, not a curated record. Gene Ontology annotation, molecular function: DNA binding; protein binding; DNA-binding transcription factor activity. NCBI's taxonomy places the organism in Eukaryota, Metazoa, Chordata, Actinopteri, Acipenseriformes, Acipenseridae. The transcript is spliced from 7 exons.
UGGCUCAGUAGACAGCUGAUUCUAGUUGAGUGUGUACUUCCUAGUUUGUGGUGGAAAGUUGAAAGGUCGUGAAUAAACGGUUUGCCACUUCUGGCAGUGCAUAGUACCGUUUUUAUGUGGCUACAAAGCGGCAAAAAUGGAUUUAACGAUAGAAAGUAAAGCUGGGUAUGUGCUUUCUAACGUAGCCGAGGUUGUUGAGAAAAUUCUCACAUUCGUACCGACCAAGUCACUGUUUCACACCGCCAGUGUGUGCGCAUUAUGGCGGGAGUGUGCCCGCAGAGUACUCAGAAAACAGCAGAAUGUGGCCUGGAUUUCUGCUUCAGGGUCCAGUGGCGGCAGUGGCCACGUCUUACCCCGGAAACUGGAUGAAGAAGUGGAGAAUGUGUAUUUGCUUCCCAAGACGGUGCUGAUUAUGGCAGAUGUUGAUGCUUUUAACCAGCAAGAUAAUCACUUUCUUAAAAAAAAAGUGAAAAAAUCAUCAAGCUCAGGAAAAACAGACGAGCUUAGGAAACUGUUUCCCAAAGGAUGUGACAUCUUGGGUAUUGCAGUACCUGGGAUUGUCUUAACUCCGAUGGGGUCACACAGUAACCCGCCUCAGGAAUUUGAAGAGGGAGAAGCAGGCUUUGCCAUCAUGUUUCCCAAUAUUGAUGGAAUAAAUAUCCGCUCAUUCCACUUCUGCAAAAGGAGUUUCUCCAGCACGUCUCUUGAAGAAGCAGGACUUGUGAACAAUCCCAGUCUGCGGGUGGUUCUUUUGUUUGGAUACGAGGCGUUUAAGUCGGGAGCUGCACGAUUCCUUAACCAAGUUAUUGAGCCGCUGUCCAAAGCUAACAUCCUCCUUGCUGGUGGACAUAUUGAGAGCGUGACUUCCCCAGAGUCAGAAUGCUGUAACCCGGGUUCCUACGGGGUGGUGGGUCUGGCGUUGAGUGGCUCAAAGAUCCAGGGCGCUUCGGUUCUCCUCGAGCAGGAUGUGAACAGUGAGAAGACUGCAGAAGCAGCUGUGCAGCGCCUGAAAUCCGCCAACAUCCCACAGCACAACACCCUGGGCUUCAUGUUCGCCUGUGUGGGCCGCGGCAGACACCACUACAAUUCGAAGAACAACGUGGAAGCAGACGCCUUUCGAAAGAUCUUCCCAAACAUUCCUUUGUUUGGCUUCUUCGGGAAUGGGGAGAUCGGAUGUGACAAGAUUGUCACUGAGGAUUACACCCUGACUGACGCGGAAAACCUGCAGCACGGCUAUUCCACAGUUAUGGCACUUGUUCAUUUAGGAUGAAGAAGUAUGGUAAGGAGGAGCAGGUUUUGUAGGGUUGUUUAGCGGACGGCAGAGCAGUAUUAGGUGAAGGGGAGAGUUGAGUCACUCCUCCAGGUUUUCUUUUUUUUCUUUUCCAUUUACUAAGCAAGCAUUACAAAUUCCAGCAGUAUGCACUUUUUAAAAACAAAUCUGGUCUCGCAUCAUUUAGGAAGGCUUUAUAACACAUGUUGAAAAUUAAGUCAUUGCUCUGCACUGUAGGUUUUCAUAGGCUUGCUGGGGUGUUAAAGUUUGUGAUGGAAAACACAUACUGCUUCAGACAAUUAAGGGACAUUCAGCGAUUUGUAUAUCAGGUGUCAUAAACCCCACAAAAUCCUGUGUUGAAAUUAUGACUACACUAACCCUGUAGUCAUAUUAAUGCUAAAUGGGUAUUUAGUGAGGUGUCAGAUGGUGGUAAAAUAGAUCUAUCCAACAUUCCAAUGUAUACUAUUGUCCACUCUCCAUAUGUAAAUAUCACCACAUAUACCAAUACAGACCUGGCAUUGAUUAUGCUUACUGGAAAUAAUGUUUCCCAAUUGUUUCGGGCAGUGUGUAUACGACUGGACUGUAAUUAAAUGUAUUGCAAUUGAUUGGAUAUGUACCAUAUCUGUCUGUGUGGUAAAAUGUUAUUUUCCUAGUGUAAGAAUUCCAUGUUUGUAUGGAUUGCUAACCCGUUUCUGCUUCUAUGUAUGUAUGUAUUAUUAUUAUUAUUAUUAUUAUUAUUAUUAUUAUUAUUAUUAUUAUUAUUAUUUUUCUUUUUGUUUUCUGGAGUUUUUUCAUAUUAAAUGGGGGCCAGGCAGUACACUCCUGGUAAUGUGCAGCACACACAUCACUGGCUGCCAACAGGUUCACACAUUUAAGUGCUUGAAUGCUGGCACAGUUUUUAGUAGGAUAAAGUGUGUUCUGACAGUGUCUAUAACAUUGUUAUAGUGUCAUCACAUGCAUGGUUUUUAUGUGGAGGGACACAAGCCCAAGUGCUAUUUCUAAUUUUAUUUACAUAUAAAGGAAGCAUUCUUUGGAGUUUUACAUGCUUUGCAUAACUUGAUUCUAUACAAUUGGAACUUGUAUUGUUACAUUUGUUACACGAAAAGGUGACGUUUGCUUUGUAUCUCUGUUAAUUAAUGUAAUUGGUCAGUGAAGUGUAAACCAAAUAUUACUCGUGGUGUGCGCAGUUAAAAUUCUCAUCUUUGUGCAUUCAGGUCAGCACAGUUAUAUUAAAACACAAUGUUCUAUAAUCCGUCAUUGUGACCUCUGUCUUUUGUAUAUUGUGGAUUAUUCUUUGUGUUCUUAAAAGUUAUUACAGCAAUCAUUUUUGCAAUAAAUGUGUUGAGCACAGUCCAGAACCAUUUCUGUGUUUUGUAA